This is a messenger RNA of Zea mays, 2575 nucleotides long. RefSeq lists its product as uncharacterized. Gene Ontology annotation, biological process: regulation of defense response to fungus. NCBI's taxonomy places the organism in Eukaryota, Viridiplantae, Streptophyta, Magnoliopsida, Poales, Poaceae. The coding region runs from base 465 to 2315 and encodes 616 amino acids. The record is from RefSeq and is a predicted model, not a curated record. The transcript is spliced from 3 exons.
CCCUCUCCCUCCCUCUACCUGCCUUUUUCGACCGGGGUUCUUCUCACGUCACGGGUAGCUUGAUUCAGUUGCUGAAUCGAGCUUCGACAUGGGAGUUUGCGCCGCAAGCGUUAGUUCUAUAGUUGUUCUCUGAAAGUGGUGGUCUUUUUGCUGUAUCUGUGAGACGGUACCAAAAUCAAAACUGCUUUUGGUUGAAGCAGAACGGUCUGUGGGAGGCUGAGUUCUGCGGGGGGGAAAGCUGAAGAUAAAUUGGUGGCCUCAUGAUUCACGAACAAGCCAUAGGCGUUAGGUUUUACAGGCUGACAGCUGCGGCCGUCUUCUGCUAUUGCUGUCUGAAGCUCUGAACUUUGAAAGACAACUCUUCUCAGCCUCAGCGGCUUGGUGCUGAACUGCUGACUGCAGGUAACCGCGGCCCCGCCUGGGAUUUCUGAGCUGUGGGUGAUGUUCUGGUACUCUCUUGGUUGAUGGCGAACGCGGAAGGUUUUCGGCUCGUGAGAUGCCCAAACUGUCUCAACGUUCUCCCAGAACCGCACAACGUUACAGUCUACAGGUGCGGCGGAUGCGGCACCACCCUUCGAGCUAAAAUCUGUGCCAGCGGUGGCCGACAUGCGUCUGCAAAACAAGCUCGCCAGGACUCCGACAGUUAUUCGGUCGCUACAGCCGUGAGCAAUGGCAAUGGGGCGCCUCCCCAAAUCAAAGACCAAGGCUCAGAGAGCUCCUUCGGUGCUGAUGCUCCAAGCACCGAGCAUGGCAGCAACGGGGCAGGGAGCGGCGAAAAUGGUGGUGGCAUACUGGCUGUGCAGAACGCUGUGGUGGUGGCUCACGACGCUGAGAACAAGGAAAACCACACCGUGGAACAGCCUACGGAGAAUUCAGAGACUUGCCGAGCAGUAAGUGGACAUGAUGAUGAUACAGAACGCCGCUUGAACGCCUCUGAGAUCAAAACGGUUCCUUCUGAGAUGAGCAAGGCAGCCGUCAGUGCGCAAGAUCCCGAGCAGAAGGAAGAAGGCGGAGGCGAACAUGCAGCAAACAAGAAGGGGUAUCUUGUGAGGGUACUGUCUCGGUCCUGUGAUCUUCGAUCGUCACGAGACUCGACUGAUUUCCAAUCUGCACGGACUUCUCUCCAGUCGAAAAGCUUCAGUGCCAGCGAGCCCCUCCAGUCGAAGAUCAUGAACACAGUGGACGAGCUGAAGGGCGACCUUUCUGAGCUGUUCAGUAAUAAACCUGCAGACGACUGCAAGCCGAAGGCGCACCAACCUCCACGACCUUCCAAUUCCAAGCAAGAUGGCCGCACGACUCGUGCAGCCAUCGCGUCCAGUGCACCUCUCGCGGCAUACCAUCCUGCCGCCAAGCAUUCUGGCUACGUGUCUCGCCCGAGCAAGUCUGGCCAGGUUGCUGCUGCUUCUCGUGGACUGCCGUCGCUGCGGUAUCGCCGGCACUGGGUUUAUCCGUUCCACUUCCACCACAACGUGCAGACGGAAACGAGACCUUGCCGUCAUGGGUGCUGCCACCAUAGUUGCCAGCAGCCACCCUGUUACAGAUACAGACCCUGCAAGCAAGAACCUGCAGCGACGCGCAGGCCACCGGUCAUGGUGAGCAAUAAGCGCCCUCCUCCUCCCAGAAACUACUGCCUGCCAGUCCUACGUGGCGCCCCGUUCGUGAUCUGCUCCAGCUGCGUCAGCCUGGUCCAGCUGCCCGCGGAGUUCGCCGUCCCGAGCAGGGGAACGCGCCGGCUGCGGUGCGGCUCCUGCUCCGAAGUCCUCUCCUACUCCUACAGGGACCCCGGCGCCAGGAAGAGGCUGCAGUCACCGUUCGGGGGCGACGAGUACAGCACUGACGAGUACGAGCAGGCUUCCGGCGGCCACAACGCCGCCGCCGCCGGCGGCUUCUUCGGGGAGGCGGACCCGGUGUCCUACUCCGAGGAGUACGGGCUCUCGUUCGGCAUCGGCCACUCGACCAGCACCGAGGACGGGCAGCAGCCGCUGUACGUGUCGAGGAACUCGUCCUUCAACACCGUCGACGAAAGGACGGGUACUAGAGACGGCAAGCUUCACCGGCUGAUGGGGUACUCGUCGGCGAGCGAGGUGCUGCAGCACUCGCCCGACCUGUUCGAAAGCUUCGGCAGGCGCGCGGCCGACGCAGGAAGAGCGCACGUCGGCGGGAAGGGCAAAGGCGUUUGCGUGGCAGAGAACGACGCGUGCGAGCGAGACGGUGGUGCGGUGGAGAGAUCGAAGGUGAGGAGUGGUGGUUGGCCGGUCCAUGGGAUCCUGAAGAAGGGGAUCCACGGCCUGGAAUCACUCAAGCUCAGGUCGUAGCUGGUGGUUUUCGUUUGGCGGGGCUCUGGCGAUCAUGUUUAGAGUUCAGUGGCAGUGUAGUCAUGCUUAUUAGUGGUUAGCUUGUGUGUGAGUUGUUUGCGAUUCAUCUCUGUGUCUGUGUGUGCCGAGUUGGUUGGUUUGCAAUUUUUGUCAUGUGUGUAAAGCCUUGCACGCCGAGCAAUGCUCGAUGGUGUGAAUGUAUAUACAGAAUUACUAUUUGGUUCAAUUCAAGAUAAAUAGUACUCACUCUGUUGUUGUUA